GUACAUAUAUGUAUACCAUCUAAGACGUUGGUGAUAUAUAUAUAUAUAUAUAUAUAUAUAGUCAAUGAUAUCUUAAUUCUCUAAAUUAAAUAAGUUUCAUGCAUCUUCUUUAUAAUUUAAUAAAUACAAUCAUUUGCUUCAAUUGGGUGACAAUUAGUUGCAUCCACGAAGAAGCUUCCUAGCUGGCUAAUUAGCUUUUUUUUUUUUUUUUUUUGUCUUUUGGGCAUGGUGGUGGUUGUUCCAUGAACAUAAUACGACAACAGCUCGUAAUUCGUAUAUUAAUGAUGUCGUGUUUUAACUAAAAGACAAAAUAGUUGGUCUUUGUUAACUGUCAAUAAAGAUGCUAAUGCCGGCAAAUUAACGCAGCUAACUAACUAAUGAUCAAGUCCCCAAGCUGUCAACCACUGGCUUUAUCAAAACAUUCGAUAUUAACCAUAUCCUGAUAAUAUACAGCUCUUUCCUUUUUGCUUAUGGAUUAUAUUAGGGUUUUAUGUAGCUUUCUUUCUGAGUUUGGUUUAAUAUUUACACAUCUUUAUAACCCUCUCUUUUAGUGAUUCUUCAGUAGCUCUCUGUCUGUACGUACUGUUGUUUGUUCGCUGCUUCUGACCCAUCAUGGCUAAUCAAGAAGAAAAGCCAGUGGUUAGUAGAGAAACUUCAUCAUCAUCACUGUUAGCAGAAAUCCAUUACGUUGAUGAUCAAGAUCAUGAAGAGCCAGCAAUGACGUCUCUUGUUUGCUGCAGCUGUUUCAACGGAUCAGUUAUUUGGAAAAGAAAUGACAAAGGAUCGAAAAGGUUAUUGCUUCCCAAACAAGAGGACACUAAAAGUUGUUGUUUUAGGGGAAGGGCGAAGAAGCUUAAGGAGAUUUCAGAGGUUUUGGCAGGGCCAAAGUGGAAGAAUUUUAUUCGAAGGUUUGGUGGUCAUGGAUGGAUCAACAACAAGAAAAGAAGAAUGCGGUGUCAAUAUGAUCCUCAAAGUUAUGCACUGAAUUUUGAUGAUGGGAUUGACAGAGAAGCAGAUGAUACUUAUCCUGAUUUCUUAGCUAGAUGUGCUAAUGCUGCUGCUGCCCCAGUUGGGAUGCCUAAACGGUAGCUAGUUUAUUGGGAUUUGAUCAUAUGAUCACUCAAUUAAGUUUUGAUCGACUACUUUUGCUAAUUGUAAUUGUUUUUUUGUUGGUCAUAAUCUUUGUUCUCUAUAACUUUAAAUAUGUAUAUUAAAUAGUUGGUUUCAAAUUCAGUAAAAGAAUAUCAGACUAGAAGGCAAAUUGCGGAUUCUUUUGCAGUAUUUCAUGUGUUUCUUGAAAAAACCCUAGCUUCAAACAACGAUGAGAAUGACAAGUCAAUUACUGAAUAUCAUUAAAAUAUUAGAUAGCUAGGGUUGAUAUAUAGUGAAUUUUCAUAAUGAAUAACCAAAUACAUCGUUAUCCAAUAUGCAUGUAGAAAAAUUAAAUCGUUCUAUAUGCUUUGUGGUUUAAUAUCUCUGGCAGAAGAUUUCAUGCUCAUAAUUCUUCAUCCUUAAAGUGCU
Ricinus communis (castor bean) is the source of this 1521-nucleotide messenger RNA. RefSeq lists its product as uncharacterized. Bases 613 to 1089 code for a protein of 158 amino acids. The record is from RefSeq and is a predicted model, not a curated record. The transcript has a single exon. Lineage: Eukaryota; Viridiplantae; Streptophyta; Magnoliopsida; Malpighiales; Euphorbiaceae.